AUGGGUGUGUCAACGGAUGAUAUGUCCAAAGAGACACCCAAACGUUCCGAAUCCAGCAAAUCUUCCAGUGAACAACCACCUUCCUAUGCAGCCGACCCAGCCGACCAAGUCGAGCAGUUAGGACUGGAAUUACCAAAGUUAAAUCUGGGAUCUGAUUCUUCUUCCAAGUUAGCUUCCAACUCAACAAUUACACGCGACCAGUGCGUCGCACACCUCAAAUUCCUAGCUGUGCUCGCAGACCUACGGGAUACCAUUUCUGGUGAUGACGGGCUAUUCGGUAUCUUCGAUGCCGAAGCGGACAAAUUUCCGGAUUCGCUCAACGAAGCCAGGGCGCGUAUUCGUGAGAAGCGCUGGGCUGUGUAUACGGCCCGCGCCGUCGACCGAUAUACUACUUGGUGGUCGAUCGGUCUCCCGCGAUCAAGACCCAUGGCAACAAUCAGUGAACUGGAGAACGCCAGCUAUGAAAGCAUCGUCAACUGCGAUACUCUAGUCGCAUGGAGUCCAGAUAAUCUACCACCUCUAGAUAUUUUGAUGGUCUGGCAUGCUCAUUCUUUGAACCCCCGCAGCUUCCUUGAAGAUUCUAUUCGGUACGGCAAGAUGAGCACCUGGAAAACGGGCUUCCCAUGGGAAGUCAUUGACCACUGUAUAAACAAUCAGACGAUGGAAUAUAAAGUCUCUGAUCAAGCCCAGCAGCUAUUCGAGCAGAAACUCAAACUCAAAUGGAACAAUCUACUUGAUCAGCCCACGAAGGAAGUGGACUGCCCUUACUGCAAAAAGGUGAACGCUGUCCCGUGGACAGAAGCUCACUUCGGGGCGACCGUCGAUUGUGCUUUCAGAUUUGGCAACGGCUACGCUGAUAACACAUUUGAGGUGAAAUGCGUCGGCUGUAGUCACAUAAUCGACCAUGGCCGGCUCAAGGUGGCAAAGUUCCGAAAAGACCUCCAAGCAACUUUGUACUCGGAUCUACCCAUGCCUGGUUCAUUUACCAAUCUCUAUGGAAUCCCGGAAGGUUCGAUUGUCAAGGGCAGUCACCCAAGCUUGCGGUACAUGCUGUUCCCCACACGAUUAAUUCAGGCUAUUGGGGAUGAUUUAAUGCAAUUCACGGAUGGCCGGGUGGACUGGUGUCAAGACAUCACCCAGCUCCGAGAAAAGCUCGAACUUAAGCUCCGCGACCGAAAAGUCUUGAUAGAUGCCCAGGGAGGUUUGUACACCAAGAUUUUGCUACCAAAGGAGAGAAUUCAGUUCCGGCGAAUGAUGUCACGGUACUGGGACAACCUGGGUCCAUUCGCAUUAGACCUUGUAGGUGCAGUGAUCCGACAAGGAACCUUCGUGGAGAAAAUGGACCAAAUCGACUGGCUGCAUUCUCCGACAGUGUUUGACACUAUGGACCGGCUCAUCAAAAAGUACGAAGUCUUCUUCCAAAUCAUGAUGGACAACCCAAAGGACAUGGCUGUGCCCACUUUAGACGUCGACUUAGCUUGGCACACCCACCAACUCGCACCAUCCCGGUACUACGAGUACAGCACGGGGAAAGCAGCAAGCAAUGGUGUUCGGAUUUUCAUCGACCACGACGACAAAGUCGACGAAGGCAAACUCUCCGAUGGCUUCGCAUGGACAAGCAAAAUGUACCGCCGAGCCACCAACGGCGGCGUCUACAGCGAAUGUACAUGCUGGUACUGCGAGGCAACACGAACACCAGACCUCUACGACCGUUUGAUCACCAUCGGUUCAGCAUCUCGCGCCCGCGAAGCUGCAGACCUGUUACACGACCGUCCAGAUAUCUCCUCCGACCCAAACAAAAAUCCACACAUCUCUGCACACAAUGCCGUCCGCCCUACAAAUCUGCACGCUCCGACAGAGCGCUCAAACACUCUCCAGUAUCUGCGCCUAAAAAGUAAUUACCAGAAAGCCGCGCGACGAGCCGAGAAGCGUGGUCGUGGUCGCUCGGGCUCGAAAUCUAGUGAUCGUACUCUUGUCGACCCUUACUACAUGCCGUAUGCUUAUGGGUACCCGAUUAUGGUCCCUUAUUAUGCUCCUUAUAUGGCGGACCCUUGCAUUAACUCCGAUGUGUACGCUUGUAACCCUGGUUGCAUGAAUGUUACAGCGGGCGCUGCCGGAAACUGCUGUGCAGGUACAUGUGGUAAGCUCUUCUUCCGCUCUUCUAGAACUAUUGGGUUUAACCAACUUUUGCAGGUAGUGGUGCGGCCGCUGGUAGCUGCGGAGGAGGUGGCGGAGCAGCAUGUGGUAAGUCAUUAUAUUCUUGGGUUACUUCGAUCCUGA
Molecule: messenger RNA, 2280 nt
Organism: Penicillium soppii
Lineage: Eukaryota; Fungi; Ascomycota; Eurotiomycetes; Eurotiales; Aspergillaceae
Exons: 2
Coding region: 1-2280 (759 amino acids)
Source: RefSeq, a predicted model, not a curated record